AUGACAAAGCCAACACGAUUAGCGUUCCGCUCUCUCUCUCUUUUUUUUCACCCUCUCUCUCUUUCUAUCUUUCUAUCUAUCUAUCUAUCUCAGUAUAUUCAUUAUCUAUCUAUCUGUCUGUUCUAUAUCUGUCUAUCUAAGUUUGCUCAAUAUCUAUCUAUCUAUCUAUCUAUCUAUCUAUCUAUCUAUCUAUCUCACGCACACAACUUCUCUCUUGCACAGAAAUCUCUUUGCCUGUCAAUAUCGCAUAAUCUUUUUCUUUCCCUCCCUUCUCUCUAUCUCCUCUCUCUAUCUCUUUCUCUCACUUUCUCUCUACUUGUCGUUAUAUCUCUCCAUCUCUCUCUCUCACGCGCACACUCAAACACACUUAUUGACCUAUCAUUCAAGCAGUUUCUAUCUCUCUCUCUUUCUCUCUUACUAUCUAUCUAUCUAACCCGUACGUUUUCUUUCUUUCUAUCUCAUUAUUUUACUUUCUCUCUCUCUCACUCUCUCUCCCUAUCUAUCUAUCUAUCUAUCUAUCUUUCUAUCUAUCUAUCUCAGUCUGUUCAUAUCUAUCUAUCUAUCUAUCUAUCUAUCUAUCUAUCUAUCUAUCUUAUCUAUCUCCCAUUCAUUAUCUUUCGUCACUCUAUAUAUAUCAUAUCCUUUCUAUCUCUCCCUUUUUCUUUCUAUUCUUCUCUCUCUCUCUCUUUCUCUCUAUCUCUCUCUCUAUUCACCUUGUUCAUCUCUCUCUCUCUUUCUGUCUCUCUCUCUCUCUCUCUCUUCCUCUCCUUCUAUUGUAUACCCCUCUUCAAUAAUAGUCUGAAAUUAUUAUAUAAUAUCUCUCUCUCUAUUCAUGUUGGUCUUCUCUCUCCCCCCCCUCCCCCUCCUCUCUCUCUCCCCCUCUCCCCUCUCCUCUCUCUCUCUCUCUCUCUCUCUCUCUCUCUUCAGUACUCCUCUUCUCUGAAAUUAUUAUUUAACAUCUCACUCUUUCUAUUCAUGUUGGUCUUCUCGCUUGCUCUCUCUCUCUCUCUCUCUCUCUCUCUCUCUCUCUCUCUUUCUGUUGUGUACCCCUCUUCUUUCCAUUUCUCUCUAUCUCACCCUAUCUUUUUCUCUCCUCAUUUCUCUCUUGGUUUUUCUCACCUUCUAAAUCACGUUCUCUCUUUUCCUUUAUUUUCUCUAUCUUUCUUUCUUUCUUUCUUUCUUUCUUUCUUUCUCUCUCUCUCUCUCUCUCUCUCUCUCUCUCUCUCUCUCUCUCUCUAUCUCAUGUUUUUCACUCUCUCGUUUCCAUUUUCCCUCUCUAUCUUUAGUCUCUACAUUUCCCUUCUCUCUCUCUUCCUCUCUCUAUCUCUCUCUCUCUAUCUCUCUCUUUACUCUCUUUCUUUCUUUUCCUAUCGUUCUUCCUUUCUUUCUAUUUUUCUUUCUUUCACUGACUCUCCCUAUCUAUCUAUCUAUCUAUCUAUCUAUCUAUCUAUCUCUCUCUCACUGACUCUCUCUCUCUCUCUCUCUCUCAUGUCUCUAUCUAUUUUCUUCUUUCUUUCAACACGCCCCCCUUUCUACUCUCUCAAUUCUUUUAAUUCAGUUUAUUCCGUUUUCUUUAUUUCUUUCUUUAUUUCUUUCUUUCUUUCUUUGCCGUCUCCCCUUUCUCUUCUUCUUCGUAAACCAUUCAAUCUUUCUUUCGUUUUUUUUCUUUUUCUCACAUUUUUUAUCUCCUUACAAUCGAUCUUCCACUGCUUCUGUCUUUCUUUCUCUUACAAAUUUCUUCUUCUUCUUCUUCUUCUCUUCUUCUUCUUCUUCUUCUUCUUCGUCGUCGUCGUCGUCGUCUCCUUUUUCGUCUACUUCUUCUUCUUCGUCUUCUUCUUCGUCUUCUUCUUCUUCCCCGUCUUCAUCUUCUUCUUCUUCUGCGCCUUCUUCUUCGUCGUCUUAAUCUUCUUCUUCUCCCUCUUCUUCUUCUUCUUCUUCUUCAUUGUCGUCGUCGUCGUCUUCUUUUUCGUCUAA
This is a messenger RNA of Acanthosepion pharaonis, 1974 nucleotides long. The record is from the annotation of a GenBank genome assembly. Lineage: Eukaryota; Metazoa; Mollusca; Cephalopoda; Sepiida; Sepiidae.